AUGAGUAAAUUACAGUUUUUACCUGAAAUUACAUUACAACAAAAUGAAUUUUUAAAGACAUACCAUCUGCUUGAAGAAUACGAUAAUAAUCAACAAUCAUCAAUAUCAUCUUUUAAAAACAUUGACGAUCAACAAUCAUCAACAUCAUCUCCUAAAAACAUUGAUGAUCAACAACCAUUAUCAAUACCAAAUUUAACUAACACUGGUUCAUUUUCUUUAAUUGCAAGUAGUAAUGAAACUGUAAUUAUUCAAAAAAAAUCUGAUAAGUUUAACGUGCUUCCAGAAAGAGAACUUGAAACACUCCAGUUACAUUUAAAAUUAUUAGAUCGAGCAGUAUUGCAAAUAUGGGCUUUUGGAAGUUAUCGUGAUUAUAAUGCAACAUUGAGGUGUGAACUUAGAAAGUUGAUUCCUGAUUUUAUUAAAAAGUACAGAUUAACCAAGAUAAAGCAGCCAACGGUACAACAAGUUAGUGAAUAUAUCACAGAAAGCAAUUGGAUAGCUUUCUUUAAAAUGCCAUAUAGAUGCUUACAAGAUGCUAAUAAACCAACUUUAUUAUAUAAUAUAAAUGAUGAUAGUGAGAAAUUGCAAGAAGGUUUACUAUAUGAACAAACAAAUUAUGAAACUCCAAAUGAAAUUCAUAAUUCUGAGUCUGAUUCUGUAACCUCAGUAAGUAAUGAUAACGAGUUAAUUAUAAUCAAAGAAGUUGAACGACAGGCAAGAAGAGUAACAGAUUAUAUGCAAAAUAUAGUAGACAGUGAAACUAAUUUUCAACCAGUAACUGGAGAUUAUAGUUCUUAUUUUAAAAAUUUUAUAGAAAUGCUACUUUUUACGUGGAUUAUAAAACAUAUAAUUACUUCACUUCAGAGAAAACUUACAACCUUAACAAAAUUAUAUUCAAAGAGUCUAUCACUUGUACAAAUUGUAAACACAAUUAUUUCCUGUUGGAUAAUUGUUGCAAAGGCAUUCUGUUUAAGUUUUAGCUUUACUUUUACUGAGAAAAUGUAUAAAGAAUUAGAAGAGACGCUAAGAAUUAAAAAUAUUACUCUAUUAAAGGCUAAGAGUUUUGAAGUUUCAUCUGAAACUCAUUUCGAUAUAUCAUCAUUUACAAAAGAGUCAGAGAUAAACAUAGUCUUAAUAGAAAUACUAAAAAGGGUCUUAAAAAGUGAAAUACAGCAACUUGCUUUACCUGUACAACUUGAUAAUAACUCUCAAUUCACUCACGAUCUCAUAUAUGAUAAUGAUAGAUUUGAUUCACAUUUGGAUUUGCAUUCAAAUGAUGUAAUACAGAUUCAAGAGGAAAACAGUAUCUCAUAUGCUAUAUUAAAG
This is a messenger RNA of Funneliformis mosseae, 1326 nucleotides long. The record is from the annotation of a GenBank genome assembly. NCBI's taxonomy places the organism in Eukaryota, Fungi, Glomeromycota, Glomeromycetes, Glomerales, Glomeraceae.